This is a messenger RNA of Daphnia magna, 5502 nucleotides long. RefSeq names its product brefeldin A-inhibited guanine nucleotide-exchange protein 1-like (gene Sec71). Lineage: Eukaryota; Metazoa; Arthropoda; Branchiopoda; Diplostraca; Daphniidae. The record is from RefSeq and is a predicted model, not a curated record. Gene Ontology annotation, biological process: regulation of ARF protein signal transduction. Gene Ontology annotation, molecular function: guanyl-nucleotide exchange factor activity.
GACAAGACACGUCAAAAACAGCUGGUCUAAAACUGAUUGUAUAUUCCUGAGCUAGUGAUGUGUCGCUUUUUUUAAUAGGAAUAUUGUUGCAAACGUGUACAUUUUCAUCCACGAGUGCGAGUGCUGUUGGGUUGUAGUUAUGAAAUAAUAAUGUAUCAUUUUUUGUCGUGAAAUCAUGCGAAUUCUUUCCGGGGAUCUCAGCAAAAUGUUUAUAGUUAAAGGUUUGGAGAAGAUUCUCGCCGACAAAGAAGUCAAACGAAGCCAUUUGGCUCAAUUGAGAAAAGCUUGUGAAACUGCCCUUGAGGACAUACAAGAAGAGCUGAAACAUGAAGCAACUGAGAAGAGCACAGGUAGCACCUCAGCUGCUCUUCCACUCCCCCGAAAUUAUUCUGCAAAUGUUAUCAAUGCAGAAAAGCAUUACUUGCCUUUUGAAUUAGCUUGCCAAUGCUCAGUUCCAAGGGUUGUUGUAAUUGCAUUAGACUGCUUGCAGAAACUAAUCGCAUAUGGUCACUUGAGUGGGACGUCACUUGAUCCACAUAAUCCACAAAGGCGACUCAUAGACAGAGUUGUUGCAACCAUAUGCGCCUGUUUCACUGGAACCCCAACAGAAGAAAGUGUUCAGUUGCAAAUUAUAAAAGCCUUAUUAACGGUAGUCACAUCUCAGCAUGUGGAAAUUCAUGAGGGGACCCUACUUCUGGCUGUCCGUACCUGCUACAACAUUUAUCUGGCUAGCAAAAAUUUAAUUAAUCAAACAACAGCCAAGGCAACAUUAACACAAAUGUUAAAUGUCAUUUUCAUGAGAAUGGAAAAUCAGGCUAUUGAAGAAGAAACAACGUUCUCAAAUCCGGAAAACCCCGUUGAACCUGCUGACGUAUUAAAAAGAGAAGCUAAACUAGAAGCCCUCGAAAUAGUUUCCUUUAUUGUUGAUGACAUCGUCGCAACAGCCGUCAAUGAUGCGAGUACAGAAAAAGAAAUCGAAGGUGACAAUCAAAGUGAAGGAGGCCAAAGCAACGGUGGACCUACUCCUUCGAUCGUUUCAGUUUGUUCGUCAUCGCUGCCGCGAGUGCCCUCACAAGACAGUGUUGACACAAUUGGCGGCACCAGUUCCAGUGGAGGUGAUUUAGAACCAAUUGGAACAUCGAAUAGCUUCUCCCAUGUUUUGCAAAAAGACGCUUAUCUUGUAUUUCGUUCGCUCUGUCGGUUGGCCAUGAAACCUUUGCCGGAUGGCAUUCCAGACCCAAAAUCUCAUGAACUGCGGUCCAAGCUUUUGUCAUUGCAACUUCUAUUAUCAGUGGUGCAAAAUGCCGGUCCAGUUUUUCGCGAACACCCGGUUUUUCUUUCCGUUGUCCGGCAGUGCCUAUGCGUGGCUUUGAGUCGUGACGGAGCUUCGAGCGUAACGGAAGUGGCUGAGCUAUCUCUAGCUCUUUUUCUCGCGUUACUGAACAACUUUAAAGCCCAGCUUAAAAAACAAAUUGAAGUAUUUUUCCGCGAAAUUUUUCUCAAUAUUCUCGAAAAUCCUGGUUCAACCUUUGAUCAUCAUUGGUUAGUAAUGCAAGCCUUAACGCGCAUCUGUGCUGAUGCUCAGAGCGUGGUAGACCUAUAUGUGAAUUAUGAUUGCGAUCUGUCGGCCGCCAACAUCUUUGAGCGAUUGGUUAAUGUACUAUCGAAGAUCGCACAAGGGCGGCACGUCGUUGACUUGAGGACGACACCAGUACAAGAAAAAGCUUUGCGGAUAAAAGGCCUCGAAUGCCUCGUGACUAUCUUGAAAUGUAUGGUUGAAUGGAGCCGUGAGCUCUACAUCAAUCCUAAUGCGCAGUCCAAUAUCGAUGCCGAGAAGGUAAAGGAGAACCAUACCGAAGAAAAUGAGGGCCAUGGCUACAUCAAUGGCACAUUGACAACACCGAAACAGUUUGAAGCCAUUAAACAACAGAAGGAGAUAUGGGAACAGGGGAUUGUGAUGUUUAAUAGAAAACCGAGGAGAGGGUUGCAAUACUUACAGUCACAGAAGCUUCUUGGAGAAGAAGCAGUUGAUGUAGCACGCUUUCUCGUGACGGAAGAACGACUAGAUAAGACCGUAGUCGGUGAUUUUCUUGGUGAACCGGACAAAUUCAACAAGGAAGUUAUGUACGCCUAUGUGGAUCUUUUGGAUUUCAACGAGAAAGAUUUCGUUAGCGCCCUACGCCAUUUUCUAGAGGGUUUUCGACUUCCUGGUGAAGCGCAAAAGAUAGACAGACUGAUGGAAAAGUUUGCCGCUCGCUACUGCGAAUGCAACUCGAGUCUUAGACUUUUCGCUAGCGCUGAUGCUCCUUAUGUACUCGCAUAUUCAAUCAUAAUGCUGACAACAGACCUUCAUUCACCCCAAGUCAAGAACAAGAUGACUAAGGAACAGUUUAUCAAAAACAACCGCGGCAUCAACGAUUCAAAGGAUCUUCCUGAAGAAUACCUUAGCCAGAUUUACGAUGAGAUCGCAGGAAAUGAGAUCAAGAUGAAAGCCCAUUCGUCCAGCGCUUUAGGCAACAAAGUCAGCAAACCAGGGGCAGCGAAUGAAAAGAAACGGCGUCUCCUGUGGAACAUGGAAAUGGAAGCUUUGUCGUCAACAGCCCGGCAAUUAAUGGAAUCCGUUAGUCAUGUGCACUCACCAUUUACGUCAGCUACGCAUUCAGAGCAUGUUCGACCAAUGUUCAAAGUUGCGUGGACACCAUUUUUAGCUUCAUUUAGUGUUGGUUUACAAGACUGCGACGAUUUGGAAGUGUCUACACUGUGUCUGGACGGUAUCCGCUGUGCCAUCCGUAUAGCCUGUAUAUUUCAUAUGGCUCUGGAACGGGAUGCUUUCAUCCAAGCCUUGGCCCGCUUCACCCUGUUGACUGCCAACUCGCCAAUCACUGAGAUAAAAACAAAGAAUAUAGACACAAUAAAGACCCUCAUAACAGUUGCACAUACGGAUGGCAAUUACCUAGGCCACUCUUGGCUUGAUAUCCUCAAAUGUAUCAGUCAAUUGGAGCUGGCUCAACUAAUAGGCACAGGUGUUCGGCCCCAGUUUAUUACAGGAACACCAACAUCUCCAACAGGUGCUAAUUUAGCCGGCAACAAUUUGAAUUUGAAUUUGGGCGCCAUGAAUUUGAAUUUGAACUUACCAGGUAUUUCCUCUUCGGGUAGUAAUCUACAUCUCUCUGACCUUCCAAGCGUCAGCAUCAACUCCCUCGAACCCAGUGUCAAAGAGUCCAUCGGAGAAACCAUUUCCCAAAGUGUGGUGGUCGCAGUUGAUCGGAUCUUUACCGGUUCCACUAGAUUGGACGGAAACGCGAUCGUCGACUUCGUCCGCGCCUUAUGCCAGAUCUCGCUAGAGGAGUUGGCGCACACAACGCAACCUCGCAUGUUCAGUUUGCAGAAGAUCGUUGAAAUCUCCUAUUACAACAUGGGACGUAUUCGUCUGCAAUGGUCGCGUAUUUGGGAGGUCCUGGGCGAUCACUUCAACAAAGUGGGCACGAGUAGUAACGAGAACAUCGCUUUCUUCGCAGUCGACUCUCUGCGGCAGCUAGCAAUGAAAUUCAUAGAGAAAGGAGAACUGGCAAAUUUCCGAUUCCAGAAAGAUUUUCUGAGACCAUUCGAACACAUCAUGAAACGUAAUCGUUCACCCACGAUUCGUGAUAUGGUAGUUCGUUGCGUCACGCAGAUGGUACACAGCCAAUCAGACAAUAUCAAGUCAGGAUGGAAGAAUAUAUUCUGUGUCUUUCUAUUGGCUGCAUCGGACAAUGACGAAGCAAUUGUAGAACUUGCUUUCCAGACCAUAAACAAAGUAGUUACAGAACUUUAUGUGACUAACAUGUCGGCAAUGAUCGAUAGCUUUCAGGAUUGCGUCAAGUGCCUAAGUGAAUUCGCCUGCAAUCCACUGUAUCCAGAUACCAAUAUGGAGGCUAUUCGCCUCAUAAGGCUGUGCGGACGACACGUUGCUGAUCAACCAGCUCUGUUUCGUGAUGGAGGGGCUCAACUUGCUGAUGAAAUGGUCAACAGCCAAUUGACCUCUGCUGUAACCAACUUAGGCUUAAUUCCUGAAGAGGAACGUCUAUGGGUUCGUGGUUGGUUUCCGAUUUUGUUCGAGCUAAGCUGUAUUAUCGGACGUUGCAAACUGGACGUGCGUACUCGAGCGCUUACGGUUCUCUUCGAAAUGGCUAAGCAAUAUGGCUCAACGUUUCGAUCCCACUGGUGGAAGGAUCUGUUUAAAGUUAUAUUUCGAAUCUUCAAUCAAUCGAAAUUGCCGGAUCAGUUGUCCGAAAAAUCCGACUGGUUAACUACCACAUGUAACCACGCUCUGUACGCUAUGGUUGAUGUUAUCACGCAGUAUUUUGAUUUGAUUGGUUCUCUGCUUAUGGAUGAUUUCAUCGCCCAGCUGUUAUGGUGUGUAACCCAGGAAAAUGAGCAGCUUGCGCGCUCUGGUGUGAAUUGCUUAGAAAAUCUUGUAAUUAGCAACGGUCCAAAACUGGGAGAUGAUUCCUGGCUACGCAUCUGCGGCUGCGUUGAUAAAAUAUUCCAUCUAACGUUACCUGAUGCGCUGUUGACGUGGAGUCCCCAUUCGGCACCAGCUGAAUCGGAUAAUGGAGUUAAAGACACUCAGCGGCUUUUUAAUGGUCUUUUAGUUCAGUGCCAGGUCCAGCUGGAGCUUAUUCACACUAUUGACAACAUAGUCUUUUUCCCAUCUACGACCCGCAAAGAAGAUGCAGACUUGCUUGCUUCCGCGAAAAGUAUUUCGGCCAGCCAAAGGGAUCUUGAUCUCGGUACAGCAUCAUCAUUUUCCGUUUUUCUAAGAUUUUUCUGUAAUUUUGAAUUUUGUGACCAAGGAAUGUUUCAAUUCAUGUCAACGGAGCACCUGCUACUCAUGGUUGAUUGUUUGGCAAAGUCGCAUAACUUUGCUCGCCAGUUCAACACCAAUUCAACGCAGAGAAAUGUUUUAUGGAAAGCGGGUUUCCGAGGACCUGUCCGACCAAACCUACUAAAACAAGAAACACAAAGUCUUGCUUGCGCAAUGCGAAUCCUUUUCCGUCUUUACCACGACGAAGGGCGACAAAAUGAAUGGACUAUGGUGGCGGAUAAGCUAACACAUUUGGGGAAGGACGCACUGGAGUACUACGUUACCCUCGAGACUGAGAGUCAUCGAGAUGCUUGGUCACCCCUCAUGCUUCUUUUCCUUUGGAAGAUUAAUCAACUGUCAGACGAAAAGUUUAAAACACACAUCAGUUGGUGGCAUCAGCUUCUUUGUGAGUUGGUAUCUUUUGAGUUAAAACCGGAACUGCGGUCAUUGCUAAGAAAAAUUUUUCUCAAAGUCGGUCAAGUAUUCCGAGUCAUUGCCGCCGCUCCAUGAAUAUUUAUGCAUCUAUUAGGUGUUGUUUAGCACUUUGAAAAUUUAUACCCCUAGUUGCCCCCAUAUGUAAACCUCUAGCUCCCGUAUCGAGUGAUUCCUUCACCGUCCUUGGUAAAGAAUAAUAAUAAAAACAAAAUUUGAAGUUA